Molecule: messenger RNA, 3717 nt
Organism: Closterium sp. Naga37s-1
Lineage: Eukaryota; Viridiplantae; Streptophyta; Zygnematophyceae; Desmidiales; Closteriaceae
Source: the annotation of a GenBank genome assembly
AUGGAUGAUCUCGCGAGCGUGCUUGCCGCUGCGGGCCUCAAGUCGCAAGGCAAGCACACGCCGAUGGUGCCGAAGCGACCCCCAGGGGGAGGCAUGGGCGGAGGCAUGGGCGGAGGCAUGGGGGGAGGGAUGGGAGGAGGCGGAGCACCCAGCUGGGGGGUCGGCGGCGCAGGAAUCGGGGGAGGCCAGAUGGGCGGAAGCGGUGUGAGUUCCGGACUGGGGGGAGGCACGGGGGGAGGGAUGGGUCGAGGGGUGGGCGGGGGUAUGGGGGGGAGUUCGGGAAGUAUGGGAAAUCUAGGAGGUAUGGGGAAUUUAGGAGGUAUGGGAAACUUGGGGGGUAUGGGUAAUCUGGGAGGCAUGGGAAAUCUAGGAGGUGGGAUGAACAAACCUGCUGCCGGUAUGGGUGGUGGCAUGGGUGGCGGCGGAAGUGGCAGCAUGGGUAGCGGCAUGGGUGGUGGCAUGGGCGGCGGCAUGGGCGGCGGCAUGGGUUCUUUUGGAAAAGGCAUGGCUGGCAGCGGCAGCAGCGGCGGGAGUCGCGGCGCGAGUACCGGCCUUUCCAACAAUGCGUUCGCGGGGUUGGGAGUGGCGGAUUUCGGGCUGGGAGGCGGAAGCGGAGCGGGGAGCAAGAGCGGCGCGGGCGCAAGCUCGUCGAGUCGCGGCCAGACCCCCACGAGAUCCGGACAUUCCGGCAGAUCGUCGCCGUCCGUUACCGAGGAUCUCUCAUCAGGAUCUACCGGCGGCGGCGGCGGCGGCGGCGGGGGGGUGGCUGCGACAGCGUCGGCGUUUGACGAGCUGUUGAGCCAGGGAUUCGAGAUGCCGCCUUCGUCGUCGUCUGCGACGUCGUCGGCGAAAGAGCGGCGCGAUCCGUCGCCGGUGCCUCCUGCUCACGCGGACGACGACCUUCUGGCGGGAUUCGGUUCCGCCAAGCCCACGAGCACCGCUGGGGGACUAUUCCCUGAAGAGGGAGGCCCCUCGCCCAUGCCCUCGCACUCCUCCUCCUCCGCUGCGCCUGCUGCUGCUGCUGCUGACCCGUUUGGAGUUGACCCGUUAUUUGGUACAGCCGCCCCUGCCUCUGCUGCUGCUGCUGCUGCUGUUCCCGAUCCUUUUGAUGCGUUUGCCAUGCCUACUGCUGGAAGCGGUUCUGGAGGCUCGGGAUUAGGUAUGGAUGGAGGAGUUCCGACACAGGGCAGCGGUUUGGGAGACCAGGCGUCAGGUCCGGAUAUCGGUCUGGGUGACUUUGAGACGUUCGUGCAGCAGGUUCCCGUACCUGAGGUUAUCCUUCAAACCAACCCCAGCAGCACCCCUCCUCCGCCCUCCCGCCCACCCCCUGCAACACCCCGCCGCCCCCGCUCCAGUGCACCCUCUUAUGCUGCUGCUGGUGGUGCUAGUGGUGGUGGUGGUGAUGGUCCCAUGCCCAGGAAAAUGAGCUUUGAGAAUGCUGGGGAGGGAGGGGCAGCAGGGGCAGGCGCGCGCGGGUCAGGCGGGAGAGGGGGAGGGGAGGACGCAGGAGGGAGACGGCAGCAAUCGGAGCAGAGAGGGGGAGGAGGUGGUUUGGACGGGUUUGAUGAGUUUGCUGCUGGUGGCGGUGGGAGGGGAGGGGAGGAGGAGGAGGAGAGGGGGGCCCCGCCUAGGAGGCGGAGGGCGGCCAAUGGGGAGGUGCCAGGUGGCGGGUAUGCGCCGCCGUCGGAUUCGGCGUCAGCAGCGGCGGCAUCGUCUGCUGCAAUGAAAGAUGCUAUGGAGAGCGCACAGAGGAAGGCUGAUGCUGCCCGGGCGGCCAGAGAGAAGGAGAGGGAGCGGGAGAGGGAGAAGGAGAGGGAGAGGGAGAGGGAGAGGGAGCGGGAGGAGAGGGAGAGGGAAAGGCAGAGGCAGAGGGAGAGCGAGAAGCAGCGGGAGAAGGAGAGGGAGGCGGCGAGGCAGCAGCAGCAGCGAGCGCAAGAAGCCAAGAGCAGAGCCUCGCAACCAGCGCCGCCAAAGCAGCAGCCUUCUUCAGCCGACGAUUGGGCCGACAUUCUCGGUGCGUUCCUCUCAUUCUCGGUCCGUUCCCAUCAUCCUGUUCUUCCGUCUUUUGGGACGUCUCAAAAGCCAACAAUUGGGCUGACAUUCUCUGUGUGUUGCUCUCAUUCUUGGUUCGUUUCCAUCGUCCCGUUCUUCCCUCUUCCGCCCUCUCUUCCCCUCCCCAUAUCCCCCUCCCCCACUUCCCCCACCCCCCCCCCCUCCCUCUUCUCCUUUCCCUCUCUUGCUUUUCCUCUCGUCAUGUCCCUCUCUUUCCCUCUCGUCACUUCUCAUAAUUUCCGUUUCUCUCUCUUCCUUUCGCCUUUUUCUCGCUCCUUCUGUCCCUCCCCUUCCCUUCCUCUCCUCCUCUCCCUCUGCUUCUUCUCACAGCUUCUAUUUCCACUUCACCAUCAAAAUCCGCAUGUCCCGAUCAUGCGCCUCAAAAGCUAUUCCCACCUCUCCGUCACGACCAACUCUUCUCUUGUUCCCUUUCAAUCCCAUUCUCAAACCCCAUCCUCCCCCUUCCUCUUCCAUCUCCCUACCUCUGCCCCAACUCCAACUCAUCCGUCCACCCUCACGCUUCCCCUUCUCAUGAGCACCACAGGGGGAGGCGGGGGAGGGGGAGGAGGCGGCGGAGGGGGAGGAGGCGCGCGGGCAGGGGGAGGGAGUCGGCUGGACGAGUUUCAGGAGGUGGAGGGGGAGAGUGAGGAGCGGCGGCAGUUGCGGUACGAGCGGUUUCAACGCCUGCAGGAGAGAGCGGUGAGUGCGGUGGGGGGGGGGGGAGGAGUUGGAGGAGGGAUGGGGGGGCCGCCAGGAAGGGCGCUGGGGGAGGGCGUUGGGAAGGGAGCUGGGGGGUUUGGGGGGGGUCACUGGGAGGGGCAGGGGGAAAGAGUUUCAGGAGGGAGGGGCGGGUGGGGCGCAGGGAGGGGUGGGUGGGGCUCAGGGAGGGGCGGGUGGGGCGCAGGGAGGGGUGGGUGGGGCGCAGGGAGGGGCGUUAUGAUGGGUGGUCGUGAGAGAGUGGUGAGUGGCGGUCGCUUGGAGGGGAGGGGCACAAGCAGGGACGCAGGGUGGCACGAGCGCAGGGAGGGGCGCAGGGAGGGGCGCAGGGAGGGACAGGGGCGCAGGGAUAGGAGCUCCGGAGAGGCCACACUUCUCCAUACCUCCCAGCUCCCCCUUCCCCCGCUCAGCCUUCCUCCCGCCCGUCUUUUCCUUAUGGUUUCCCUCGCUCUCGUCGCCCCUCAUGCUCUCGUCCUUGCAUUCUCCAACUUGAGCCUUUCUCCUCGCCCGCGCCUACCGUCCCUUGUUCUUGUUCCAUCCCUCCACCUCGUCCGCCCUUUUUCAACCCUCACUCCCGCAGCAGCGCUGGAUGAGAAGAAGAAGCGAGACAUGGACGUGCUCAAGGAGCAGGAGGACCGACACAAAGCGGGCGAGAUGCUGGAUAUUGAGAUCAAGCGGUGGGCGGCGGGCAAGGAGGGCAAUCUGCGCGCGCUGCUCUCCACACUGCAGUUCGUACUCUGGCCGGAGUGCAAGUGGGAGCCUGUGGCGCUCACAGACAUCAUCAGUGCGGCAGCAGUGAAGAAGUCGUACCGCAAGGCAGCACUGUGUGUGCAUCCGGACAAGGUGCAGCAGAAGGGCGCCACAGUGCAGCAAAAGUACAUUGCUGAGAAGGUGUUCGACCUGCUCAAGGAGGCGUUCAACAAGUUCAACUCUGAGGAGCUGUUCUAA